Messenger RNA from Ambispora gerdemannii, 378 nucleotides. NCBI's taxonomy places the organism in Eukaryota, Fungi, Glomeromycota, Glomeromycetes, Archaeosporales, Ambisporaceae. The record is from the annotation of a GenBank genome assembly.
AUGCCGGCUUCGCCAAGUAGUUCAAGCUCAAUAUCGUCAACUUCUUCAACCUCGUCGUCUUCACCAUCGGAAUCUGAUUCCGACGAGAAUACCAAGUUGUCCAUGACUAGUUCGGUACAUCGUAGGUACUCAUAUUCCAAUAUACAUGAUAAUGGACGACAGCGACUACAUGCGGCAAAGAAGAAGGAAUAUGAGGCGAAGAUGUCCGCCUUUGACGAGCUAAUCCAAAAGAGGCGUGGAAGCACAUUGUCAAAAAUAGCCUUGGCACCUGAUGUACCCACAAAUCCGUUUCUCUCAGUUCAUGAUAGUAAUGUUGUUGACAUAUCACAUGAUUGGGAUGAUCAAGACUUUUGGUCUGGACCAACACUUUUAUGUUAG